AUGGCUGCAGAUGGAUGUCAGUGUACGGCACUUGAAGACAAUCGCAUAUUGCGUCAACAGCGCUGGCGCGAACUUUGCGCUAAAUUUUAUUAUGACAAGGAUGAGACUGCUAAACGCGUAUUAGAUUUCUUUGAGGCGAGCAAAGUGGACGAAAUCAGUAUAUCGGCAGUCGAAGAAACAGGAGCCGAUGAGCAAUUUAAUGAAGCGGUGCAGACUUUAGGACUCCACAAGUGUAUGGUUUCUGGCCACGAAAAGAAUUUUACCAAGAUCAUCGAAAUGCUGGAGGUAGUGAAGACGGAGGUGCGAGCAGGAUACCACGAACAUGUUUCGAAGACAAGAUACGCUGAGUUUGAGAUUCAAGCCAAGAAAAGUCAGGGGACAAAUUAUGAGCUUACGACGGAUAAGAACAAUCGACACCGGGUCUCGAAAGUAAUCGUGACUUCCAUUGCCAAAGACAUUUUCGAGAAAUUUGGCGUCGCGACUGAUACAAACGCGGCCAGUUUUGAGAUCUUAAAAACCGAUAAGCCUAUUCAUGCUCGGAAUAGCCAGCAAAUCGACAAAGUUUAG
Plasmopara halstedii is the source of this 567-nucleotide messenger RNA. RefSeq lists its product as uncharacterized. Lineage: Eukaryota; Oomycota; Peronosporomycetes; Peronosporales; Peronosporaceae. The transcript has 6 exons. Bases 1 to 567 code for a protein of 188 amino acids. The record is from RefSeq and is a predicted model, not a curated record.